Molecule: messenger RNA, 408 nt
Organism: Mesoplodon densirostris (Blainville's beaked whale)
Lineage: Eukaryota; Metazoa; Chordata; Mammalia; Artiodactyla; Ziphiidae
Product: EP300-interacting inhibitor of differentiation 1-like
Exons: 2
Coding region: 1-408 (135 amino acids)
Biological process (GO): negative regulation of DNA-templated transcription
Cellular component (GO): nucleoplasm
Molecular function (GO): transcription corepressor activity
Source: RefSeq, a predicted model, not a curated record
AUGGACCUGAUGCCUGGCAAGAGUGACCUUCCACAGACGGAGGUAGGCAGCGGGAGCCGGGAGCCAUCCCCGAACCCCCGCACCGGAGCCCAGGACGGCCCAGUGGAGGAGGAGGAGGCCCAGCCAACGGCGGAGCCGCAGGGAGACAGAGGCCUUGAAUUUGAUGACUGGGAGGACCACUGCGACUAUCUGGCAGAGGAGCAGUUGAGUGGUGCAGGCUGUAGAGUUUCAGCAGCCCUUGGAGGAGACAACGUGUUUCUGAGAACCUCCAGAGUAAGAGAAGCAGCUCUGGAUGGCGGGUUUCAAAUGGGUCAUGAAAACACCUCUUUUGAUCAGUUGGCUUUUGUGGAAAAGCUUUUUUCACUUAUGGUUGGCAAUCGUUUGACCGAAGAACUCGGCUGUGAUUAG